AUGGCAGACGAAGACAUUGCCAGGUUCACUUCCAUCACUGGAGCCUCGGAUGACAGGGCCAGGUUCUUUCUGGACUCUUCCAAAGGCGACGUCAGUGCUGCUGUACAGGCAUUUUACGACAGUGGAGGAGCAGAGGGUACAUCGGCAGAGGCUCAAGAAGGCGCUCAGGGCCCCGUGUCAACAGCUCCAGCAGCCUCCGCUCCUUCGGCUGGACCCAGGACGCUCGGAGGUGGUGCAGCCGAGCCGUUGCCCGAGGGAUGGGGCUCCAGAGCAGCUACCGGCUCAAGCGCUCGUUCUAGAGGAGGAGGCUUCAGCGCCGGGGGUGGUCGAGGCGGCAUUGCCACGCUUGGUGAUCUCAAUCGCCAAGAAGCCGAAGACGAGGGAGACGAUGAGAGAGGUCCAGCAAAUCUCUUCACUGGUGGAGAGCGAUCUGGAUUGAGCGUACAGAAUCCAGACUUCCGCCGAGACGAGGGAGGACAUUCAGACGCCGUUCGGGAAAUCCUGAGACAGGCUGCUCAAGGCGCUCGCCGUGGGCAGGAAGAAGACGAAGGAAGUGCUCAGGCGGGUGCAGCUACUCCUCCCAGCUUCGGUGGUCGAGGAAGAACUAUCGGUGGCCCCGACGAAGAAGCACCAGCAAGUCUAGCAUCAGGCAGCACACCCUCUCGCUCCACUCGCUCAGGUGGAAUACCCGGAGGUUUCGGUCCUACAGACGAGGACGACGACGAAGACGAAGAGGAGGAGCCUAUCGCGAUUCGUCACCUCACCUUCUGGCAAGACGGCUUCAACAUCGAGCGCGGACCUCUACACCGCUACGAUGACCCAGCCACGCAGCCCCUGCUGGAUGCCAUCAGGUCAGAGCGCGCUCCCCUGGCUCUCUUCGAUCUCAAGUUUGGUCAACGAGUGGAGAUACGAGUCGCCCAUCGUAUGCAAGAGAAGUACUCGGCACAGCUAGCCGAUGCGGCCAUUGAGCGCGAGCCACCCAAGCCUUUUGGCGGUCAGGGCAACCGGUUGGGAAGCCCAGCACCAGCAUUGGCCGGUUCAUCAUCUGCAAGUGGGAGCGGUACCGCUUCGACUUCUUCUGCUGCUCCUUCUGGCGCAGGCGCAGGCGCAGGUGCAGUCACCCCCGCCAAUUUCCAAAUCGACGACUCUCAGCCCACGACACAGGUGCAAAUCCGCCUCGCCGACGGCUCCAGGCUGGUGGGCCGAUUCAACCACACGCACACCGUCGCAGAUCUGAGGUCGUACAUCAAUGCUUCGCAGCCCGGCAUGGCGGCCCGCUCCUAUGUCCUGCAGGCGUCCUUCCCGCCCAAGCCCCUUACGGAGGAGGGGAAGACGCUCAAGGAGGCGGGGCUGGUUAGCUCGGUUGUGAUCCAGAAGUGGACUUAG
Microstroma glucosiphilum is the source of this 1386-nucleotide messenger RNA. RefSeq names its product UBX-domain-containing protein. Gene Ontology annotation, biological process: membrane fusion; Golgi organization; autophagosome assembly. The coding region runs from base 1 to 1386 and encodes 461 amino acids. The record is from RefSeq and is a predicted model, not a curated record. Gene Ontology annotation, cellular component: nucleus; cytosol. NCBI's taxonomy places the organism in Eukaryota, Fungi, Basidiomycota, Exobasidiomycetes, Microstromatales, Microstromataceae. Gene Ontology annotation, molecular function: ubiquitin binding. The transcript is spliced from 3 exons.